GAUGAUGAUGAUGAUGGCGAUUUUAGGAUGGUUUUGAUGCUGAUUAGAACUCUGAAGAACAGCUGUCGAUGUUGUGUUUUGCCUCUGUGCACUGUCUGUCAGCACCGGUGUGUCUGAUCUGACUUAAAGCUGUUCAUUUGCAUUUAUUGACGGUGUUUCCUCCUUUCUAGAUCCUUGUUUGUGUUGUACUGUGUUGCACCUUUUAUGCAUGAAAGUAUUUAGCCUAUAUUUUAUUAUGUUAUUAUAGUGGGAUAAAUUGAACACAUCUAAAAGUAUAUGUUCUGAAUACAUUUCGAUACUGUGACGUCCUGCCCUCUGUCUGCAUUUGUUUGGCUUCCUGGCUUAGCAGACAGUAGGCAGAGUCAGGAAGGCCAUUAGUCGAACUGGGUACACUGGAGUCCAUCAGGACUCUGCUUAUAAGUGGCUUCCACUCUAACUUGUGUCUCUCCUCUCUUUCUCUCAGGCCUCCACCAACUGGUUUGCUUUUGUUUGCACUCUACAACUCUACACUCAUCCAUACAUUGCAUUCAUGACUGAUUUAUCUAAUUAUUUGUUUGUUUUAACUUAGUUUGAUAUUAAAUUAACUUCCUUUAAACCUUGUUUCAUGUGUGAUACCCUUCCUUUGUCACUUACUUCGAGCCAGUUCGUGACAAUACACACAUGUAAUCCUAAGCCGUGAGAACAGUUAUGUUGAGGUUUGUCGUCCAAUGGUAGCCCACAUACACAAUUCAGUCCCUGUGGGAGGAGGAUUGUGUACAGCAUGCUGAACAACGGGGGAGUUUUCUUACUCCUUGUAGAACAUCUUUAGCCUGAUACCACUACUACAAUCAUCUGCAGCUUCCGUAUGAAAUGAUGUCUGGUAUCAUAAGAAAAAAGUGCCCGCUUGUGACUCGACGGCUGAUUCUUUGGGUUUUACUGACCAACUUCAUUCUGGUGCUGUACUGCUGGACAAACCAAACAAAAGUGAAUAUAAGGGACUCCAAAGAAGACACGUGUCCUCUCAGAAUGGCAAAAUUAUCGAAGAGAAAUGUGACUUCUCACGGCACCAAAUCCAGAUCAAAGAAGUGCUCCCCCAAAGUGAACAUCAUGUUUAUGAAGACUCAUAAAACAGCCAGCAGCACCGUGCUCAACAUCCUCUUCAGAUUUGGAGAAAAGCACAAGCUUCAAUUCGCCUUCCCUGACGGACGCAAUGACUUCUUCUACCCAUCACCUUUCCUGUGCUCACAGGUGAAGGACUACACACCUGGGGACUGUUUCAACAUAGUUUGUAACCACAUGCGGUUUGACCAUCAGGAAGUAGCCAAACUCCUGCCCCCAGACGCUGUGUACAUCACCAUCCUACGUGACCCCGUGGAUCUCUUUGAGUCGUCCUUCCAUUAUUACCACAGAGCGGUUCCUCUUACAUGGAUGAUCAGUGGACAGAACAAACUGGCUGAGUUUCUGAACAGUCCUCAGACCUACUACAGCCCAGACGCUUUUAACUCUUUCUAUCUUAGAAAUCUGCUAUCUUUUGACUUUGGCUUUGAUAACAACGUGGAAGCUGAUGAUCCUCGUGUAAUGAGGAAUAUUCGUAACCUAUUGAGUCAGUUUGAUCUGGUUCUCUUGGCAGAAUAUUUCGAAGAGUCUCUUAUCUUGCUUAAGGACAAACUCUGUUGGACCAUGGAGGACAUCCUGUAUUUUAAACUUAAUGCCCGCAAGAGAUCAUCUGUAUCCCGACUCACCCCUGAGUUGAGAGCCAAAGCAUUAAGGUGGAACGGGGCUGAUUGGAAACUCUACCUUCACUUCAAUGCUACAUUCUGGGCCAGAGUGGAGGAUUAUGGGAAAGAAAGAAUGAGCCAGGAAGUCAAAGAGCUCAGGAGAAGAAAUGCUGAGAUGAAGGCCACCUGUAUCGAAGAAGGAGGUGCGGUUGAAGCACAAAGGAUUCAGGACAGGCGUUUCGUUCCCUGGCAGCCGGUUGGAGAGGCUUCCAUCCUGGGGUACAACAUGAAGAAAAAUCUUGAUCCAAACUUCAGGACAAUCUGUGAGAAAAUGCUCACCCCUGAAAUACAAUACUUAUCAGACCUGGGUGUUAGCUUGUGGCUAACAAGACUGUGGGGUUGGUUUAAAGAUGCUGUUUUGACUAUUUGACUGAGAUUAUAACAUCACAAACUUAAUUACAGAUAACAUGUCUACGUUGAAGAUGUUAUGUAUUAAUUUAUUGAAGCUAUCUAUUUUUACAUGUUUUUUUUAAAAGUUCAUUGCAGACACAUUUUUCAUGGUUUGAUUAUUAAAACAUUACCUUCAAGCUUGUACUUGAAUCUUGUAUAAUAAAGAGGAAAAAAAAGGUGAUUUGGGCAAACAAGCUUUAAAAGUUACACUCUCGUGGUAUGUCAUUCUACCUUAACUUGUAAAAUGUUGCAGUCAACAAUCACCUCUCAUCGUCCCGACAAUAGAGUCCACUGAAGCACGGAUACGUGUGAUCAAAGUUUUAUUUCUGGUUUGGGGGAACAAAUAAUAACAUUGU
Molecule: messenger RNA, 2503 nt
Organism: Labrus mixtus (cuckoo wrasse)
Lineage: Eukaryota; Metazoa; Chordata; Actinopteri; Labriformes; Labridae
Gene: gal3st1b
Product: galactose-3-O-sulfotransferase 1b
Exons: 3
Coding region: 850-2127 (425 amino acids)
Biological process (GO): galactosylceramide biosynthetic process; myelination
Cellular component (GO): membrane
Molecular function (GO): galactosylceramide sulfotransferase activity
Source: RefSeq, a predicted model, not a curated record